AGACACAGUGUGUGAAAUACUAUCACCCAGAGAGGAAUGCUGGACAGAUACUGAAGCUUUGUACAAAUGAUGAAUGCACAUGUGCUGAAGAGAACUGUAGUAUGCAGAGAAAGAGCAAAAUCAGCAAUGAGGAGCGCACUCACAAGGCUUGUGAGAACACGCCGACUAAAAUAGAUUUUGUGUACAUAGUGAGAGUGGAAGAGUGCAUGCACAGUUUAUCCAUUGACAUUUACACCACUCGGAUAGUGGGAGUCAUUAAGGAAGAAAGUAACGAUACGGGCCUUCUGGGUAAACUAUGCACUUUCCUCAGUCAUCCGCGGUGCAGAGAGGCUUUAGAUCUGAGAACAGGCAAAACCUACCUUAUCAUGGGCACAUCCACAUAUUUUUACAAAAACGAACAGAGUCAAGUGUAUCAGUAUGCCCUUGGUGAGAGAACCUGGAUUGAGUACUGGCCCACAGAAGCAGAGUGUCAGACUGUGGAGCACAGACCUACCUGUUUAGGCAUGGAGGAGCUGUUCCUUGGAUGUCCGCAGUAAUAAAAGAAAAUAAUAAAAUAACUG
This is a messenger RNA of Micropterus dolomieu (smallmouth bass), 560 nucleotides long. RefSeq names its product complement C3-like. Gene Ontology annotation, molecular function: protein binding. The record is from RefSeq and is a predicted model, not a curated record. Gene Ontology annotation, cellular component: extracellular region. NCBI's taxonomy places the organism in Eukaryota, Metazoa, Chordata, Actinopteri, Centrarchiformes, Centrarchidae.